Molecule: messenger RNA, 2539 nt
Organism: Hippopotamus amphibius kiboko
Lineage: Eukaryota; Metazoa; Chordata; Mammalia; Artiodactyla; Hippopotamidae
Product: cullin-1-like
Exons: 1
Coding region: 1-2457 (818 amino acids)
Biological process (GO): SCF-dependent proteasomal ubiquitin-dependent protein catabolic process; protein ubiquitination
Cellular component (GO): SCF ubiquitin ligase complex
Molecular function (GO): ubiquitin protein ligase binding
Source: RefSeq, a predicted model, not a curated record
AUGUCAUCCAAAAGGAGCCAAAAUCCCCAUGGACUGAAACAGACAAGCUUUGACCAGAUCUGGGACGAUCUCAGAGCUGGAAUCCAGCAAGUGUAUGCCAGACAAAGUAUGACGAAAUCCAGAUACAUGGAACUCUACACUCACGUUUAUAACUAUUGCACGAGUGUUCACCAGUCAAUCCAAGCUCAAGCAGCUGGUAUCCCUCCUUCUAAAACAAAAAAGAGGCAGGUGCUGGAGGAAAUUCAGAAAGUUCGCUCAGAAUUGUACAAAGAGCUUAAAGAAUUUUUGAACAAUUACUUAGAUCUUUUUAAGGAUGGAGAAGAUUUGAUGGCUGAGAGUGUACUGAAGUUCUACACUCAACAAUGGGAAGAUUACCAGUUUUCAAGCAAAGUGCUGAAUGGGAUUUGUGCCUACCUCAAUAGAUAUUGGGGUCUUUCCAAAUAUUACAAAGGACAAAAAGGAAUCUAUGCAAUCUAUUCUCUUGCUUUGGUGACUUGGAGAGAUUGUCUUUUCGGGCCAUUGAAUAAACAGGUAACAAAUGCUGUUUUAAAACUGAUUGAGAAGGAAAGAAAUGGUGAAACCAUCAAUUCAAGACUGAUAAGUGGAGCUGUACAGUCUUAUAUGGAACUGGGGCUGAAUGAAGAUGAUGCCUUUGCAAUGAGCCCUACGCUAACUGUGUACAAAGAAUCCUUUGAGUCUCAGUUUUUGGCUGACACAGAGAGAUUUUAUAUCAGAGAGAGUACCGAAUUCUUGCAGCAGAACCCAGUUACUGAAUAUAUGAAAAAGGCAAAGUCUCGUCUCCUGGAGGAGCAGUGGAGAGUCCAGUACCUUCAUGAGAGCACCCAGGAAGAGCUAGCCAGGAAGUGUAAGCAGGUGCUCAUUGAGAAACACUUGGAGGUUUUCCACGUGGAAUUCCAGAAUUUAUUGGAUGCCGACAAAAAUGAAGAUUUGGGUUGCAUGUAUAAUCUCGUAUCUAGAAUCCAGGAUGGCCUAGGAGAAUUGAAAAAACUCCUGGAGACACACAUUUAUAAUAAAUGUCUUGCAGCAAUUGAAAAGUGUGGAGAAGCUGCUUUAAAUGACCCCAAAAUAUAUAUACAGUCAGUGUUGGAUGUUCAUAAAAAAUACAACACCCUGGUCAUGUUGGUGUUCAACAAUGAUGCUGGCUUCGUGGCGGCGCUGGACAAGGCUUGCAGUCACUUCAUAAACAACAGUGCAGUUACCGAAAUGCCUCAGUCGUCCAGUAAAUUCCCUGAGCUGCUGGCUGAAUACUGUGACUCCUUGUUGAAGAAGAGGUCCAAGAACCCAGAAGAGGCAGAACUAGAAGACACGCUCAACCAAGUGAUGGCGGUCUUCAAGUAUAUAGAGGAGAAGGACGUGUUUCAAAAGUUCUACACGAGGAUGCAGGCCAAAAGGCUUGUCCAUCAUAACAGUGCAAGUGAUGAUGCCGAAACAAGCAUGAUCUCGAAGUUAAAGCAAGCUUGUGGUUUUGAGUAUACCUCUAAGCUUCAGCGAUUGUUUCAAGACAUUGGUGUAAGCAAAGAUUUGAACGAGCAGUUCAAAAAGCACCGGACGAAUUCAGAGCCACUGAACUCGGAUUUCAGUAUUCAAGUUCUGAGUUCUGGAUCGUGGCCCUUUCAGCAGUCUUGUACGUUUGCCCUGCCUUCAGAAUUGGAACCGAGUUAUCGGUGCUUCACAGCGUUUUACGCCAGCCGUCACAGUGGCAGAAAAUUGACAUGGUUAUAUCAACUGUCUGAAGGAGAAUUAGUAACAAACUGCUUCAAAAAUGGAUACACUUUGCAGGCAUCUACUUUCCAGAUGGCCAUCCUGCUCCAGUACAACACAGAAGACACUUGCGCCGUUCAGCAGCUGAUGGACAGCACCCAGAUCAAAAUGGACAUUUUGGCACAAGUCCUACAGAUUUUAUUGAAGUUGAAGUUACUGGUCUUGGAAGACGAAAAUGCAAAUGUUAAUGAGGUAGAAUUGAAGCCAGAUACCUUAAUAAAAUUAUAUCUUGGUUACAAAAAUAAGAAAUUAAGGGUUAACAUCAAUGUGCCAUUGAAAAUGGAACAGAAGCAGGAACAAGAAACCACACACAGAAACAUCCAGGAAGAUCGCAAACUACUGAUCCAGGCGGCUAUUGUGAGAAUUAUGAAAAUGAGGAAGGUUCUAAAACACCAGCAUUUACUUGGAGAAGUACUGACUCAGCUGUCCUCAAGAUUCAAGCCUCGGGUCCCAGUAAUUAAGAAAUGCAUUGACAUUCUGAUUGAGAAAGAAUAUUUGUGUGGGAAGACAUUCAGGAGUCUUUCUGAAACCUUGAAAAUGUUAAAGUAUGUGGGCCGGGCGAUGGGAUUCAGAAUGUCCUGCUUGAGCAGUGGAGGAGCUGAGGGUGCAGGGCGUGGAGACUAUGGGGGCAUAGGCAGAGGGUUGGCGGUCUCUGGGGGCGCAGCCCCUUUCUAAUAUCUGAGAGAGGUCUCCUGCCCCCAGGGCUGUUUUGCUCUCCAUGCCCAGCUCAGAUCCACACCUGCUCAACUCGGACCCA